UUAAAAAGUGGGCAGGCUGAUUGUUUUGCGCCCGCCUUUCCUUUCAGCAAUGGAGCUAUAAUAGGUUAAAAGAGCUGCUGUCGGCUUUUCUCCCCCAGAAUUCGAGAUCGUUUGAAACUGGUAAUCAAGUGAAAAGAUGUGCAGGAUAACAACGGCUUUACUGGCUUUGCUAAGCUUGAGUUUCUCCUUAGAAUUAAGUAGCUGCCAUGUACGAUGGAGUGCCAUGGGGAGUAUUUUUAGAAGACUAAAAUAUGCUUUGCCAGCACAAGGAGAUCCUGGACAACCACUAUUUCUAACACCUUACAUCGAAAGUGGUAAAACUGAGGAAGGAAGGCAACUAAGCCUAGUGGAACAUCUUCCAGGACCUAAUGUGAAGAGUUAUUCAGGCUAUCUGACAGUCAACAAGACUUACAAUAGCAACCUUUUCUUCUGGUUCUUUCCUGCUCAGGUUCAGCCAGAAAAGGCUCCUGUCUUACUUUGGCUCCAAGGUGGACCUGGAGGAACAUCUAUGUUUGGCCUCUUUGUUGAACAUGGUCCAUAUGUUGUUCAAAAGAACCUCUCUUUGACUGAACGAAAGUUUCCUUGGACCUCUAAAUUCUCCAUGCUGUAUAUUGACAAUCCAGUUGGAACUGGCUUCAGUUUUACAGAUUAUCCGAAAGGAUAUGCAACGAAUGAAGAUGAUGUAGGAAGAGAUUUGUAUAGUGCAAUUGUUCAGUUUUUCCAGCUUUUUCCUGAUUAUCAGAAAAAUGACUUCUAUGCAACAGGAGAAUCUUAUGCAGGAAAAUAUGUGCCAGCCAUUGGAUACUAUAUUCAUAGCAAUAAUCCUACAGCAAAGAUAAAGAUCAACUUCAAAGGUGUUGCCAUUGGGGAUGGUCUUUGUGACCCUGAAGUGAUGCUGGGAGGCUAUGCAGAAUUCUUAUAUCAAAUUGGCUUGGUAGAUGAGAAGCAGAGGAUAUAUGUCCAGAAUCAGAGUAAUCUGGGACAACAAUACAUCCAGCAGAAGAAAUGGAAAAAAGCCUUUGAAGUAUUUGAUACUCUGUUGAAUGGUGAUAAAACUCGAAGCCCUCCUUAUAUUCAGACUGUUACAGGAUGUAGCAACUAUUUCAAUUUCUUGCAGUGCGAAGAGCCUGAAGAUCAGGAAUAUUUUGGAAAGCUAUUAUCGUUGCCAAACAUAAGAAAAUCUAUCCAUGUUGGAAAUUUGACCUUCCAUGAUGGUUCUAUGGUUGAGGAGCACUUGAUUGAAGAUAUAAUGAAGACCAUAAAACCUUGGUUGGCUGUUUUAAUGGAUCAUUAUAGAGUUCUCUUAUAUAAUGGACAACUUGAUAUCAUUGUGGCAGCUCCACUUACUGAACUAUUUCUGCCCACUGUGCCAUGGGGCAAAGUAGAAGAAUACAAAAAUGCUGAGAAAAUUGUAUGGCGAAUAUAUGAUAAAGAUCCUGAGGUUGCUGGCUAUGUACGCCAAGUGGGUGAAUUCUAUCAGGUCAUUGUUCGAGGAGGAGGACACAUCUUGCCUUAUGACCAACCGGAAAGGGCUCUGGAUAUGAUGGAUAGAUUUAUCAUGGGAAAAGGAUGGAAAUAAAGCAGAUAUGGAACAUAAAACCUGAUUAUUGAAAUCCUUUGGAAACUUCUCAAGAGAUUGCAUUGACCAGUAUUGAUCAGAGGAACUGAUGAAGUAUUAGUGGACCUUUUUCCCCAUCUUUGGAAAAUCUAUUUUAAUCUGUAAUUAAGCUAUUCAUCUAAAUUGAAUAUUUUGUUCUCAAAAUAAACAUCACACAUCUCUGUCUCUA
Molecule: messenger RNA, 1787 nt
Organism: Ahaetulla prasina
Lineage: Eukaryota; Metazoa; Chordata; Lepidosauria; Squamata; Colubridae
Gene: CPVL
Product: carboxypeptidase vitellogenic like
Exons: 13
Coding region: 137-1579 (480 amino acids)
Biological process (GO): proteolysis
Molecular function (GO): serine-type carboxypeptidase activity
Source: RefSeq, a predicted model, not a curated record